This is a messenger RNA of Bipolaris victoriae FI3, 801 nucleotides long. RefSeq lists its product as hypothetical. Gene Ontology annotation, molecular function: ubiquitin protein ligase activity. Gene Ontology annotation, biological process: protein polyubiquitination; protein monoubiquitination. The record is from RefSeq and is a predicted model, not a curated record. The coding region runs from base 1 to 801 and encodes 266 amino acids. NCBI's taxonomy places the organism in Eukaryota, Fungi, Ascomycota, Dothideomycetes, Pleosporales, Pleosporaceae. The transcript has 2 exons.
AUGCCAGCAAGUACGGCCGGGUCUGCGCACGACGACAGGGAAGACACAUGCGUAAUAUGUCUUUCACCUGUCACGGAGAGAGCCAUUACUGCACCAUGCAACCAUUACACGUUUGAUUUUGUCUGUCUGGUAUCAUGGUUGCAGCAACGGUCAACUUGCCCGCUAUGCAAAUCAAACGUCACUGCUGUUCAGUACGACUGGCGUUCUCCAUCAGACUACAAAAGCUAUACUGUCCCUUGUAGUCACCCUUCCACCAACAAUGACAGUCGCACGGACCGACCGGGCUCUCUCUUCGCUCCUUAUGGACUACCCAGAAGGCCUAGAGGUACCCGCCGUCCGUACUCUCCACCUGUUGAAGAUCUAGCUCUACGCAGACGCAGGGAGGUUUACCGUAGGAAACUGUACUCCCUACAUGUCGGCAGCAACCCCUUCUCCGGGUACCGCGACAUUACGCCUGAAAUGAUUGCGCACUCUCCCGAGAUGCAAUCCAAGGCGCGUGCUUGGAUCCGACGUGAACUCCGCGUCUUCACCUUCUUGUACACGGAUUCCACAGGUCCUUCGUCCUCUGGCGCAACAACAAGUAGCAACGCCGAGUUUCUGCUGUCCUACAUUGUGUCCAUCCUGAAAAUGGUAGAUCUGAAAGCCAGUCAUGGUCAUGCAGAGAACUUGGUGGCCGAGUUCUUGGGUAGAGAAAAUAGCAAGCUCUUCCUACACGAGUUAAAUGCUUGGAUGAGGAGUCCGUAUACCAAAGUAGAAGAGUGGGAUCAAGCCGUACAGUACAUGGAAGACUUGGAGGCAUAG